GGCUGGGGCCUGGGGAGAUGGGUAAAGCUGCGGAGAAAUUGGCGUGAGCCAGGUUGAGUCAAAGGGGCGCAAGUAUGUUGUUUUGAACUGGGAAAAAGGCAACAGACCGCCGGGGGUUUGCUAGCUUCGGAUUUUGUUGCUUUUGGUUAGAUAUUAGUAGUAUUAAUUUAGAAAAAAUAAAAAAUAAAAAAAAAAGUUAGAGUCACACACAAACAGAGACCAGCCACCGGCGUCAAAAAAGGAAAGAGAAUCCAGAAUUGGAAGAUUCGUUGGCGGGCAGAAAAACCCCAUUCCCAGUCCCAGGUGUAAGUGUAACUGCCAUUCCUGCCGUGCCAUGAACGAUACUUUCUAUGGUAGUCGGAUAAGAAGAGGCUGCUCUGUAUCUGUAUUUAUUGUUUUCCAUUCCCCGCAUUGUCUCUUUAUAACUCGAAGCCCUAACGCUUGCUCUACUCCUCUCCUCCGCUUCUUCGCUGCAUUUCUCUCGUCUCCCCUGCAGACUGCAGAAUCUGUAUGAGCAAGAUGGAAGAUACCGAAAUGUUGGAACAACAAUUACCAGAGGCAUCCAAAGUAAACCUUGUUGAUUCUGGCGUCCAACAGCAACAGUCCUCGCUCGCCACUGAGGAUCAAGAUACCACUGAAACUAGGCAUUCACCUCAUUCUGGGACAGCUGAUGAUAAGGCUCUAACCUUGCCCACUGAUGUUAAUAUGAGUGAUAAUCCAGCUUUGCCCGAUAAACCUGAUAAAAAAACUUCCAAUGAUGCUAAUACAAAUGCUCGCGAUGCUGCUUCUGUUGAACGACUAGAGAAGAAAAGCAGUGGAGAUGCUGCUCCCCUUCCUUGUGCAGAAUUUCUUACACCUAAAUCUCAACAUGGAAGUGUGAAAAAAUCAAAGAACUGGUUGCUGGAUCCUGAGAUGGGGGAGGCUGAUGAAGCUGGAACUCAGGAGGAGCGAGCAGCAUUCAUGAAGGAGCUGGAAAGUUUCUACAAGGACAGGUCUUUGGAAUUCAAGCCCCCUAAGUUUUAUGGAGAGCCACUAAAUUGCCUAAAGUUGUGGAGAGCUGUUAUUAGAUUGGGUGGCUAUGAAGUGGUGACUGCAUCUAAGUUAUGGCGGCAAGUGGGAGAGUCUUUUCACCCCCCAAAGACCUGCACAACUGUCUCUUGGACAUUCCGCAUUUUUUAUGAGAAGGCACUAUUAGAAUAUGAAAAAUAUAAGAGGGAGAAUGGUGAGAUACAACUUCCUGCUUCUUCCCUCCCUCAUACAGUUGGGGAAAAGGAGUCAAGUGGCUACCAAGCCUCAGGGUCAGGUAGGGCACGCAGGGAUGCUGCAGCUCGUGCCAUGCAGGGUUGGCAUGCUCAACGUUCUGUUGGAUAUGGUGAGAUUACCGAGCCCAUUAUUAAGGAUAAGAGCUUAAGUUCUACUCCAAAGCAAAAACAUCUCAAAACAAUUGGUUUGCAGAAGCAGAAGACACCAAUAAGCACGGAGCCUGCCGAGAAAUCUGCACAUGAACCAAAUAAGCAACUGGUCACUGAAGUUGUUGAUGUUGGAGCCCCUGCUGAUUGGGUGAAGAUCAAUGUGCGCGAAACUAAGGAUUGCUUUGAGGUAUAUGCUCUGGUCCCCGGGCUCCUGCGUGAGGAGGUGCGAGUUCAAUCAGAUCCUGCUGGACGUUUGGUUAUAACAGGUCAACCAGAGCAAGUUGACAAUCCUUGGGGUAUCACGCCCUUUAAGAAGGUUGUGACCUUGCCUGCAAGAAUUGAUCCACUUCAAACAUCUGCUGUUGUUAGCUUGCAUGGUCGACUCUUUGUUCGCGUUCCAUUUGAGCACUGAUGGCUUUGAACCUUGUCUUGUUUAGAUUAGUUGGCUCAAAUCAAUUUUAGUGUAGGCACUAAAAUCGUGUAGGACAAGCGUAAUUGGAAGUAAACAUGGUACUGUUGAACUAGUUGCACAUUUUGGUUCUUGGCUUAUUGUUGGUCCUAUCGAACUAGUUCAAAAACAAUGGAUGAAGGAAAGUUAAUUUUAUGUGCAUUUCUAAAAUCUCAUCAGAUUGUCAAGCCAAGUGUGGAGAUGUGGUAAAUUCUAGAUUUAAACCUCACCAUUAACUUUUCUGGA
Molecule: messenger RNA, 2106 nt
Organism: Theobroma cacao (cacao)
Lineage: Eukaryota; Viridiplantae; Streptophyta; Magnoliopsida; Malvales; Malvaceae
Product: ARID/BRIGHT DNA-binding domain-containing protein
Biological process (GO): regulation of transcription by RNA polymerase II
Cellular component (GO): nucleus
Molecular function (GO): DNA binding
Source: RefSeq, a predicted model, not a curated record